AUGGCUUUGCAAAGAAAAGAUCAAGACAUUACAAAUGCCAUGUCACUUGUUCAUUCUACUAAGCGUGAAUUGCAAAAGCUCCGAGAUGAGGGAUGGAGUUUUCUUAUGGAUAAAGUUUAUGCGUUUUGUGAAAAGCAUAAUACUAAUACGCUCAUGAUGGACGAAGACUUUGUGGAUCCAAGGAUGCCAAGGAAAAAAUCAGGUAUUACAAAUCUACAUCAUUGCAAAGUCAGAUGUUUCUACUCUGUUUUGGAUUAUCAGCUUCAAGAGUUUAAUGAUCGAUUUACUGAGGUCAACACUGAUCUGCUUAUUUGUAUGGCUUGUUUAAGUCCUGCUAAUUCGUUCUAUAAGUUUGACAAGACGAAGCUGGUGAAACUUGUUGAGUUCUAUCCAGAUGACUUUAGUUUUGGGGAGCGUUUAACUAUUGAGCAUCAACUUGGAAUCUACAUUGACAAUGUAGAAACUGAUGAACGGUUUAAGAAUUUGAAGAAUCUUGGAGAUCUUUCUCGUCUCAUGGUCGAAACUCAGAAGCAUCUUGCACAUCCUUUCGUAUAUAGGCUUUUAAAGUUGGUUCUAACUUUACCAGUUGCUACUGCUAAUGUUAAAAGGUGUUUUUCUGCGAUGAAACUAGUGAAGACAUCCACACGCAAUAGUAUUGGAGAUGAAUUUAUGAGUGAUUGUUUAGUAUGCUACAUUGAAAAAGACAUGUUAAAGUCUGUUACAAAUGAAAUGGUGGUGAAAAGAUUUCAGUCUAUGAAAGAGCGUAGGGUUCAUUUGUAA
Microthlaspi erraticum is the source of this 780-nucleotide messenger RNA. The record is from the annotation of a GenBank genome assembly. Lineage: Eukaryota; Viridiplantae; Streptophyta; Magnoliopsida; Brassicales; Brassicaceae.